This is a messenger RNA of Plutella xylostella (diamondback moth), 1263 nucleotides long. It is a transcript of the gene cbt, whose product is annotated as Kruppel like transcription factor cabut. Gene Ontology annotation, molecular function: DNA-binding transcription factor activity, RNA polymerase II-specific; RNA polymerase II cis-regulatory region sequence-specific DNA binding. The record is from RefSeq and is a predicted model, not a curated record. Lineage: Eukaryota; Metazoa; Arthropoda; Insecta; Lepidoptera; Plutellidae. Gene Ontology annotation, biological process: regulation of transcription by RNA polymerase II.
CCAUUGGUCGGCGCCGCACGCUCGCCGCAUACGGAGAGUGCCUCGGCCGGCGACCGAGCGCAAAGCGGUUUAUUCGUCUGCCGCUCGCCCAGCGACCCACACGUCCCCGCAGCGGAAACGCGGAUACUUCACACACUUUACUCUCAUACUUUGUGAAUUGAAAAGAAAGUUUUAUUGCGUUGAAUGAUCAAAACUUAACCAGAAUGUCUACUCUUCUCGAAGUUUGCGGACCUCUGUCCCCACCGUCAACUCCUCCGUUGAUGGAAAACAAAAUCGAGCUGCCGCUGAAGGUGGCGCUGAAGCUGUCGCGCGGUGCCGGCCCCGCCGCGCCCCCGCCCGGGCUGGUGACGCCGCAGCCCUCCGACUCCGAGGGCGAGGAGGAGCUGCUGGCGCCGCGCGCCUCCGUCAUCAUGCGCGCGCACAAGGACGGCACCUGCAGCCCCGAGCCGCUGCCGCCGCCGCCGCACGUCAACAUCCUCAAGACCCUCAAGUUCAAGAUGAACCGCGACCACAGCUACUCGUACGCCAAGUACGUGGCGAGCCAGAGCCAGCAGCGCGGCGCACGGCCGCCCACGCCGCCGUCCCCCGCGCCCCCCGCGGCCCCCGCGCCCCCCGCGGCGGAGCGCGUGCCGGCGCCGCACGCGGGCUGGGUGCCGCUGGCGCCGCGGCCCGCGCCCGCGCUGCUGCUGCCCGCGCUGUGGCUGGUGGCGCCCGCGCCCGCGCCGCGCCGCCGGCUGUACGAGUGCGCGCACCCCGGCUGCGGCAAGAACUACUUCAAGUCGUCGCACCUGAAGGCGCACGCGCGCACGCACACGGGCGAGCGGCCCUUCCGCUGCGCGUGGCCCGCGUGCGAGCGCCGCUUCUCGCGCUCCGACGAGCUGUCGCGCCACCGCCGCACGCACACCGGCGAGAAGAAGUUCGGCUGCCGCGUGUGCAGCCGCCGCUUCAUGCGCUCCGACCACCUCGCCAAGCACGUGAAGCGCCACGCCAAGGAGCGCGCGCCCGCGCCGCCGCUGCGCCUGCUGCCCUCGCCCCCCGCACCCCCCGCGGCCCCCGCGCCCCACGCCGCCGCUGUCUGAGCCCGCCGCGGCACACUGUGAUUCCGAUCUCAAACUUUAGUUCGACUCAUCUUCAAGACUGUCCUAUUGUUACUACUUAAUAAGUCGUUUCCUAGUUUUAAGCGUAUGUUAUUUUAUAUUUACGUUGCAGACGUUAAGUAAAAGAAGUAAUAAGUAUAAUAAAAGAGAUAUUUUAUACAAUUUA